AUGACCUACAUCUCAAAUGAUCCCGUUUACUGGCCAUAUAUCAGUGUGCAUAUUUUUGUAAGCUAUUGUAUAGUUGCUGCCGGCAUCGUGGUGGUAUACGACUGGGUCUUAACACUCGGACAAGAGAUUGAACUCAUCUGGAGACAACGCUGGUCUCUCAUGACUGUGCUGUAUUUGAUUAUACGCUAUAUUGGAAUACCGUAUUCUGCUACCAGUGUUCUGCGAGGUGGUAUGCCAUCGGUAUCGCUGACAGAUGCAGGGCGAGUGAGAUUCCAACCAUUGAACUUGCCUCAACAUACUGACUCAAUAGGCAAUAUCACGUACUACGUAAUAAAUGGUACAACUGUGGCCUUGACUGUCAUGUUGGGCGCCAUCAUGAUCGCUCGGUUGCAUGCCAUGUAUCAGGGAUCCAGAAAGAUGUUUAUGUUCCUUGUUAUUAUCUUCCUGGCUGUAAACAUCGCCUGCGGAGUGAUCGCGGCAAUAGGACUCGACGAUACUACAGCAGAGGAGUUGAUACUCUUUGACAUAUACUAUAUGUGCGAUUAUGGACUUGAUCAGGACGAGCAGCUUCUGUUUUCGAUGCUUUGGAUGCUCAACAUUGUUUGGGAGGUCCUCGCACUGUGUCUUUCAGCCUGGAUUGCUGUGAAACACUUCCGUGAGCUACGACGACUCGGCCCAUCGACAGGAUCAACCAUCGGGGAUUGUUUCAGAGUGCUGGUACAAUCUCACGUUCUUUAUUUUGCAAGUUUUGUUGGUGUCUCUUGCCUCCAGCUUGGCGAUCUCUCUCCAGAAAUCUCGAAUUCAAAUUCUAUUGGAGUUCAGAUACUCGCAGGUGCUCUUCAAAUUUUAUCGUUCGUGCAGAUGUUUGUGCUAGGACCACGCCUCAUCCUGAGCGUUCGAGAAUACCAUGCCAAACUCGUGGCAUGCUCUGACGCAGGAACUAGCAUGAAUUCGAUUGUUCUCCAGGAGCAUGUACAUGUAUCAACUAGCAGUACUGUGUAG
Suillus plorans is the source of this 1002-nucleotide messenger RNA. RefSeq lists its product as uncharacterized. The record is from RefSeq and is a predicted model, not a curated record. The transcript is spliced from 14 exons. The coding region runs from base 1 to 1002 and encodes 333 amino acids. NCBI's taxonomy places the organism in Eukaryota, Fungi, Basidiomycota, Agaricomycetes, Boletales, Suillaceae.